Molecule: messenger RNA, 717 nt
Organism: Cotesia congregata
Lineage: Eukaryota; Metazoa; Arthropoda; Insecta; Hymenoptera; Braconidae
Source: the annotation of a GenBank genome assembly
AUGUUCAGUGAAGAUGAUUUACACCUGGGAUUUAGCAUUCAGUACAAUUAUACGGAGAAACAAUGGGUCGCUGUCGAUUUAAUACUUAGAAAUAACGCUUCUUAUACAUCCUGUAUAAAUGGGACAUUAUGGUCAGAUGAUUGGGAACGUCCAAACCCUUACCCUACAUUAGAAGAUACAUGGACUGAUUUUGGACCUUGUUUUACUAAAAUCGAACUACUUAACGAUAAAUCCAAGUAUUUAUCCGAAGCAUCUAGAUUGUUCAACAAGUAUAACAUGAAUGAUAUUCUGAACCAAAGUAAUAUUACUCAUGGAAAUAAUUACACUUAUCAAGAAAUUUCGGACGCUGUUUCUAAGGCCACUCACGGAAUAAAACCUGCUGUAAAAUGUUUCCAUAAUCAUUUUUACAGAAGUGGAAACAAUUUGGUACUAGAUAAAAUAACACUAUUUUUCGACAAAUCUUUCAAUUUAAUCAAUCCAUUGAAACAUCAUUAUCGUGGAAUGUGCUCAACGUACUUGCCGAUUGUCUAUGAAUAUCCCAAAAAAAUAUCCCAGGAAUAUCUGAAAGAAACAUUAUGGAUAUCGAACAUCCCCUACCCUUGUUUAUGUAUCAUGAUGACCCUCUUGAUAAAUAUCCAACACUUCGGUUAUUUAUUUGAAGCGCAAGGAAUCUCACCGCUGCUUGAUCCGCAACCUCCUGGAGAACCGGCUCCGUAA